AUGUAUACAUACAUAUAUGCAAACCAUAUAAUGUAGUGAAGCCAAUUACAAAUACUCUGAAUAAAUAUCUCUGGUGAUAUACCAAUAUAUUGUUUUCACUGCUGGUCUUGAUCGAUCAACACCCUUGAGUAAGUCAAGCUCUUUACUCACGGUUUCUUAAUUAAUUAUUACAUUAUAUAUAUAUAUAUAUAUGAAGCACGUUCUUGUGAUUUUGCUGCUAUGUAUGAUAUUUUAUAUGAAUGGUGGAGUUUUUACUCUUGGGCACAAAGAAGAUGCCAGCAUGACGCUAUCCGGGUCCUGCAUUGAGAAGGAGAGGGAAGCGCUGUUGAUUUUUAAAAGCCACAUUAGUUUCUCUGGAGAUUCACUCGACGACUGGGGAGACAAAGAAGAAAAAAAGGAUUGCUGCCAAUGGGAGGGUGUUAAUUGUAACAACCACACUGGGCAUGUGAUCAAACUUGAUUUCCGUCUAAUGCAAUUAAGUGGAUUCAUUUCUGUUUCCCUUGGUGAUUUGACUUCUCUUACAUAUUUAGACCUCUCUAGUAACAAUUUUACUGGAAACUUGCCAGAUACCGUGUGGCAACUUCCAAAUCUUGAUUUUCUUGAUGUUAGUGACAACUCUUUGAAUGGAAACAUUCCCGAGUUCACACUACGUUCAUCCCUGUCACACUUAGACCUCUCUAGUAACAACUUUACUGGUGAUUUGCCCAGCAGUGUGGGUCAGCUUUUAAAUCUUGAUCAUCUUGAUGUUAGUCACAAUUCUUUAAGUGGAAAGAUACCUGAAUUUACGGGAUGUCCAUCCCUGUCACACUUAGACCUCUCUAGUAACAACUUUACUGGUGAUUUGCCCAGCAGUGUGGGUCAGCUUUUAAAUCUUGAUCAUCUUGAUGUUAGUCACAAUUCUUUAAGUGGAAAGAUACCUGAAUUUACGGGAUGUCCAUCCCUGUCACACUUAGACCUCUCUAGUAACAACUUUACUGGUGAUUUGCCCAGCAGUGUGGGUCAGCUUUUAAAUCUUGAUCAUCUUGAUGUUAGUCACAAUUCUUUAAGUGGAAAGAUACCUGAAUUUACGGGAUGUCCAUCCCUGUCGGUUUUAGACCUCGAUAGUAAUGAUUUUACUGGAGAUAUACCGAUCAGUGUGACUCGACUUCUAAAUCUUCAUUAUCUUGAUUUUAGUCAUAAUUCUUUAAGCGGAAACAUUCCUGACUUUUCAGGAUAUCCGUCGAUAUCGAACUUGGACUUGUCUGAUAACAAAUUAGCUGGAAACUUGCCCAUUAGUGUGGGUCAACUUUCAAAACUUGAACAUAUUGAUGUUUCAUCCAACUCCCUUAAAGGUGUAAUCUCUGACCUUCAUUUUCAAAAUCUCACCAAUUUAACUUAUUUGGAUUUGUCUUUCAAUUCUUUCUCACUUGAGUUGAGUUCCAUUCCUUCUAAAUUGGAGACAAUAAAGUUGCAAUCCUGCAUUUUGGGACCUAGUUUCCCUAUGUGGCUCAAAAAUCAUACAAGCUUUAAAUAUCUGGAUAUAUCAAGUGCUGGAAUAUCACAGAGCAUUCCUUCAUGGUUCUGGGAUCACCUACCAUCUGGGUUGAGUUUUCUAAACAUCUCUUCAAAUGAACUAAAAGAUGUGCUACCAGAUGUAACGACAGACUUCGAUAAUUAUCCUGGAAUAGAUUUGAGUGACAAUCAAUUCGAAGGUAGAGUACCAAUGUUACCUUCUAAACUCGCCGCGUUAAACCUUUCCGGGAACAAGUUCUCAGGAAACCUCUCUUUCUUGUGUCACAUAGACAGAGCGUUAACUUUGUUAGACCUCUCAAACAAUUCAUUCACAGGGAGCCUUCCUGAUUGUUGGUCGAAAUUCCAAGAAUACCUAACAAUCCUUAACUUGUCAAAUAACAAUUUGUCUGGGAAAAUCCCUUCUUCUUUGGGAUUAUUAUCUCACUUGCAGGCAUUGUAUUUGCGAACAAACACCUUUAUCGGUGAACUUCCUGUGUCCUUGAGCAACUGCACAAAACUAAGGUUUGUGGAUCUUGGGGAUAACAAGUUAUCUGGCACAAUUCCUGCUUGGAUAGGUGAAAGACUUACAGAGUCGUAUGUAAUUGUUCUACGAUCCAAUGCAUUCUCUGGCAGUCUACCUGAGCAAGUGUGUUGGUUGUAUAAUCUUCAACUUCUUGACCUUUCUAACAAUAGAUUGUCAGGAAACAUUCCUGAGUGUGUUGGUAACCUCACAGCUAUGGUCAGGGUAGUAGGGUCCGGAGAUGUUAUGGUUAGCCAUUUUUAUUCAUCAUCUGCUCGUACUCUUCUUGUAACAGAGCAGGCGCUUAAUCCUAAUAAAGCAAUUUGUUUACAAGAAUUUAAUUGUAGAGAAGCUCCGAUAGAGGCCCUCGCAAAAGCCCUAUUCACUGACAUUGCAUUGGUUGCAUGGAAAGGAAAAGUUCGUGAAUUUGGAAGAACCGGCCUUAAAUUACUUAAGAGCAUCGAUCUUUCAAGCAACAACCUUUCUAGAAUACUUCCCACUAGUAUCACUAGUCUUGUUGAUUUGGUCUCCUUAAAUUUAUCCUGCAACAAUCUUCACGGAGAAGUCCCAAAAGAUAUCGGGCGGUUAAAAUCACUUGAUUCUCUCGACUUGUCAGGAAAUGAAUUUUCGGGAAGUAUUCCCUCUAGCUUGUCAUGGAUAGAUGGUUUAGGUUAUCUUGACCUCUCAAACAAUAAUUUUUCAGGAAAAAUUCCACCGCCUAAACUGCAACUCUUCGAUUCUUCCUCCUAUAGUGGUAACCCACUACUUUGUGGACUUCCACUUACACGAAAAUGUGGACCUGAUACUGGCCUGAUUGAUAAAAACGAAGAUGAUGAAGAAGAUGACAAACUAGAUGAAAAUGAAGUUUUGAAAUGGUAUUACAUUGGAAUGGGUGUUGGAUUUGCUGUUGGAUUUUGGGGAAUUUCAGGCGCUAUAUUUCUCAAUCGUGGAUGCAGACAUUUCUUGUUUGCAGCACUGAGUCACGUAAACAAUUGGAUAUACGUAACACUGGUUCUGUAUCUUCGGAAGUUUAAAAGGUUUUAGGAGUUCACUACACAUUUCUAAGCAAUUUCAUAGUUGGUCUCUCUAAGGAAGUCUCAUACUAUAUAGCGGGUCGAAUUAUCAUAGUGUUGGUGAAAACUAAAAUGUUGCAUUUGAUAGUCUAUGUAAAGGUUGUUUCGUAGUGUCAAAACUUUGUGUGUUAUAGUUUUUGUACCGAAACUCACAAUUGUUCUCGCAGUUAUAUUUUAUACUACUUUUUUAAUGGUA
This is a messenger RNA of Erigeron canadensis, 3280 nucleotides long. Its product is annotated as receptor-like protein EIX1. The coding region runs from base 191 to 3055 and encodes 954 amino acids. Gene Ontology annotation, molecular function: protein binding. The transcript is spliced from 2 exons. The record is from RefSeq and is a predicted model, not a curated record. NCBI's taxonomy places the organism in Eukaryota, Viridiplantae, Streptophyta, Magnoliopsida, Asterales, Asteraceae.